Molecule: messenger RNA, 830 nt
Organism: Brachypodium distachyon (stiff brome)
Lineage: Eukaryota; Viridiplantae; Streptophyta; Magnoliopsida; Poales; Poaceae
Product: 40S ribosomal protein S14
Exons: 6
Coding region: 157-609 (150 amino acids)
Biological process (GO): translation; ribosomal small subunit assembly; maturation of SSU-rRNA from tricistronic rRNA transcript (SSU-rRNA, 5.8S rRNA, LSU-rRNA)
Cellular component (GO): ribosome; cytosolic small ribosomal subunit
Molecular function (GO): structural constituent of ribosome; small ribosomal subunit rRNA binding; mRNA 5'-UTR binding
Source: RefSeq, a predicted model, not a curated record
UACCCAAUCUUCCGCCGCCAUCGUAUAUAACCUCUCCCGCUGCAUCUUUCUCUCUCUUCUAGAAAUUCCGGCGGCGGCAGCGGCGAGCUAACCACCUGAAUCACAAGGAGAGGAAGCACCGGCGCUCGUCUCGAUCUCCCGUCUCCUCGUACCACCAUGUCGAAGCGGAAAACCAGGGAGCCCAAGGAGGAGAAUGUUACUCUUGGACCCACUGUCCGUGAAGGGGAGCAUGUCUUCGGAGUUGCUCAUAUCUUUGCAUCAUUCAAUGACACAUUCAUUCAUGUCACUGACUUGUCUGGGCGGGAGACCCUUGUUCGCAUUACUGGUGGAAUGAAGGUCAAGGCUGAUCGUGAUGAGUCAUCACCAUAUGCAGCUAUGCUUGCUUCUCAAGAUGUUGCUACACGUUGCAAGGAGCUUGGUAUCACUGCUUUGCACAUUAAGCUCCGUGCCACUGGAGGCAACAAGACCAAGACUCCUGGACCUGGUGCUCAAUCUGCUCUCAGGGCUCUCGCCCGUUCUGGCAUGAAAAUUGGACGCAUUGAGGACGUGACCCCUGUUCCCACUGACAGCACUCGCCGUAAGGGUGGCAGGAGAGGAAGGAGGCUGUAGACGCCUUUUUUCCGUCGUCUUUCGAUGUCGUCAUCAAGACUUUUAAUUACUAUUUUGAUAACCUCGUAGAUUCGAUGGGUCGUCUGUUCAUGACUUUCAGUUUACUCUGAGUUCAGAGCUGUUAACUUUUAGUUUAUUGAGAGUUAUAUUUGUGUACUGAAUUGCCUGUCGUAUUUAUGUGAAAAAAGAUCCUAUCCAAGCACGCAGAUGAUUCCAGUCCU